AUGGCAGUUGUUCAAGUCAAUGCUAAGGCCAGAAAUCUACUCUAUAAUGCUAUAAGUGGAGAAGAAUAUGAAAGAAUAUCCAGUUGUGAUACAAUCAAAGAAAUGUGGGAUAAAUCAGAAGUCACUUAUGAAGGAACCAACAAAGUGAAAGAAACGCAUAUCAAUAUGUUGGUUCAUGAUUACGAACUCUUCCAGAUGAAAGAAGGAGAAUCCAUUGAAGAAAUAUUUGCAAGGUUUAGCAAAAUCAUAAUUUAUCUAAAAGCUUUUGGUAAACCAUAUACAAGUGGUGAUCAACAUUUGAAAAGACUCAUCUCAAGAAAACAACCUAGGAAGAAAACAAUCGCAUUCAAGGCUACAACUGACAGGACAAAAAAUGACAUUGACGAUGAUCCUGAAGCCCUCGAGGAAGAAAUUGCCAUCGUAUCAAGGAACAUGGACAGUCUAAUGAGAAGAUACGGAAACACAAAAAGAGGAAGAAUAUCAUCAAGGCGAACUAGGCAAUACAAUGAGCAGGACAAGAAUGAUGGAAAAUGUUAUGAAUGUGGAAGAUACGGACAUGUACAAGCUAAAUGCCCAGAUCUAAAAAGAAAAGUUGCUAGAGGAUUUAACAAGAAUAAAUCAUUUGGAAGUUGGAGUGAUGAAGACGUUUCAGAACUAGAAGAAAUAGCAAAUUUGUGCUUCAUGACAAUUCUGGAAAAUGACAUAAACAAACUUUUAGGCUGCUGGACAGAUGAAGUUGUUUCAGAUGACGAAUGCAAGGAUGAAAAUAAAAACUGUUUUAUGGAUAUUCUUGACCUCACUUUAAAAGAGUCUCAAAAGUUGAUGAAUGAACUAAAGAGACUCAACAUGGAAAAGAAAGACUGGAAACUCAAGCUUGAAGCGACUUACAAGUUAACAGAAAAGGGGCCAACCAGAACAGAGUACACAAGCACUAGUGGAAGAUCCAAAAAUGGAUCACCUUCUGAACACCAUAGAAAGAGCCGCAAAGAAAAAUGGUACCUAGAUAGUGCGUGUUCCAGCCAUAUGGCAGGUGAUAAAAACCUGUUCAAAGAGGUCACUAAAAUAAAUGGUGGAAGUGUUAAAUUUGGAGAUGACUCAAAGGGGAAGAUAGUUGGCACUGGCACAGUCCCAUUCAAUAACAACUGCAAUAUCAUUGGAGUCUAUCUCGUAGAUGGACUCAACUAUAAUCUGCUAAGUAUAAGCCAACUGUGUGGUUCCGAAUAUGAGGUAAAAUUCAGGAAAAUAGGUUGUGCUAUUGAAGAUGAUUCAGGUAAAAUAAUCAUUCCAGGAAAAAGAACUUCUAGCAUAGGAGGAAAACGAUAUGCAUUUGUUAUUCUUGAUGACUACUCAUUUUUUACAUGGGUGAUUUUUCUAUCUCACAAAGAUGAAGCUUUGAAAAACUUUGAGAUCUUUUGUAUAAGAGUUGAACGAGAAAAGGGAUAUCUUAUUACAACCAUUCAAAGUGAUCAUGGAGGAGAAUUUGAGAGCAGAGCAUUUGAAGAAUUCUACAAUGAUCAAGGAUACACUCACAAUUUCUCAGCCCCAAGAUCACCUCAAUAG
Messenger RNA from Nicotiana tabacum (common tobacco), 1560 nucleotides. NCBI's taxonomy places the organism in Eukaryota, Viridiplantae, Streptophyta, Magnoliopsida, Solanales, Solanaceae. The record is from RefSeq and is a predicted model, not a curated record.